AUGGUGCUGAGCACUGAUAAUAUAUAUAAUAAACCUAUUGCUGCCAUGAUUUGCACCACUAUCGUCCUUGCAGUUUCCCCUGUCCUUGGAGUUCCGGUACCCGACACAGCCCGGAGAGCAGUGUUUCCGGGGCCAGAACCAGGGUCCAGGACUUGCACUUCCUCCUGGAAGCUUCGAAUCCACUCGAACGACGACCACAGCUACUCUUACGACUUCCCUGGCUCUGUCAUAUCCGAGAAACUAGAGCUACUGCGGCUCCUGUGGUGCCCGACAGCGCCAGCCCGUACUGCAGUCAUCGGCACUGCCUUUGAAGACGGCCUCCAAGACGGGCUCAAGUUCAUCGCAUCGGAGCUCUUUGGCGGGCCCAAUUCGGGAAGUACUAAACGCGAAAUGCCAGAUAUCGCGCGUCCGGACUCCGGACCUCGCGUCGUUCUUCCUCCCUCUGCCAUCCCUCAAGCGACCACCACGGCUGCCUCCAGUGCAUCCGCUAUCGCAUCACAUUCGUCCGCGUUUCGCUUCGCCCCCUCCAUCCCCUCCGUCGGCUCGAUUCCGAGUCCAACCAUCCCCCCUUUCUUGAUUGAUGGGCAGGCAAACGGGUAG
This is a messenger RNA of Gloeophyllum trabeum ATCC 11539, 600 nucleotides long. RefSeq lists its product as uncharacterized. NCBI's taxonomy places the organism in Eukaryota, Fungi, Basidiomycota, Agaricomycetes, Gloeophyllales, Gloeophyllaceae. The record is from RefSeq and is a predicted model, not a curated record. The coding region runs from base 1 to 600 and encodes 199 amino acids. The transcript has 7 exons.